Ixodes scapularis (black-legged tick) is the source of this 573-nucleotide messenger RNA. RefSeq lists its product as uncharacterized. The record is from RefSeq and is a predicted model, not a curated record. Bases 1 to 573 code for a protein of 190 amino acids. The transcript has a single exon. Lineage: Eukaryota; Metazoa; Arthropoda; Arachnida; Ixodida; Ixodidae.
AUGCACCCCGACGAGCAGCGUCGGGGCACCAUCCGCUCGGCCCACGGCGGAGGCCGGUCCCGACGGCCCUCGUCGGCCGUCGACCACAAGUACCCGAGCAUGGACCGGUCGUGCGCCAUUAUCCUCAUGUACUGCAUUUACUUCUGUUACGUGCUCGCUUGUUUCGGUGCCAUGCUGGCAGUGGCGGGACUCAUGCUGCGCAUCUCGAGCGAACAGCCCGGUGCUCACGACAAGGGCAAGAUCAUCGCCGGGACUGGCAUCGGGAUUUGCGCAGUGUGUUUUGUGCUUGCUUUCUACUGUCGCUCCGUGAGGCUGGACGAGCAGAUCAUGGAGACCAUCAAAGAGACCACCGACGACCGCGAGUGGUCCGUCUUCAAGAACCCCAAGGCGGGUUGGUGGCACAUGCGCUACGGCAUGGCUGACCAGAGCUCCAUCCGCUCGAUUCAGUGCAACGUGAGGCCAGACUCGGCCGCGUCCACCUCCUCGGUGGUUGUCUACUACCAGACCAAGCCGGUCGAGUCCACGCCCUCGGAGAGCAGCCCUACCCACAGGAGUAGAGACAGCGCCCUCUGA